GGAGCAUCACGUACCCGCGGGGCUGCUCUCGUCCGCGCCACCCCCGCGGUGGGUCCCGGCCCUGCCUGUCUCGGCCCAGGCUGGCAGAGCGGGCGCUCGCGGCUGUGGGCGGUGCGCCGUAGCGAGGCGCAGCCCGCGGCUCGGAGCGUAGAGGGAGGGAGGUCCUCUGGUUGGACCCACCGCCCCCCAUCCUGGGGCCUGGGGAUUACCCCUGGCCCCAGCCUCCUGCUCGUCACCACCACCCCUAACCUCUCCGGCUGAGCUCCACACCCCAGAGAGGAUUAACACCCAGGGACGCAGGGAGUUCCCUUUAUCCAAGGAGCUGGCCACCUGCAUGGGUAGCAGGGGCCACAGGCUCGAACACUCCUGAUGUCAGAAGGGACUGGGCAGGUUGACUGACCACAGACAGUCUCUCAGCCAGGGCCCUCUCAGCAGCAGCAUGAACUCCAGGAUUCCAUCUGCUAGGGGCUGGUUCAGCAGCUGCCCACCCACCUCAAAGCCUGACCUGGAGCCUGCCACAGAUGGGCCAGCCUCUGAGACCACCACCCUCAGCCCAGAAGCCACCAGCUUUAAUGACACCAGAAGCCCUGAUGUGGCUGGUGGCUCGGCUGGUGUGAGCACAAUGCUUCUGUCCUUCGGGAUCAUCACAAUGAUUGGCCUGACUGUGGCCAUGGUUUUGUACAUCAGGAAGAAGAAGAGGCUGGAGAAGCUACGCCACCAGCUCAUGCCCAUGUACAACUUCGACCCCACGGAGGAACAAGAUGAACUGGAACAGGAGCUGCUGGAGCACGGGCGGGAUGCUGCCUCUGUACAGGCUGCCGCCUCCGCGCAGGCCACGCAGGGCAAGACCACUCUCCCCUCUCAAGGCCCACUGCAGAGGCCCACCCGGCUGGUGUUCACUGACGUAGCCAAUGCCAUCCAUGCGUGAGUGGCCCAGGAACAGGCCUGGACCUCUGAUGAAGACACUUGCCACAGUGCCCACAGAGCUGCCCACUCCGCGAUUGUUAAACCUACUCUCAGGACCUGCCCUGCUGAGGCCCCAGCUGUUCUGAGGACCCACCUGCUGACUCUCCAGGCUCUAAGAGAGGCUGGGCAUCUGGCCACUGACGACCCCUGAUCUGAGGGCCCUGGCAUGGAGGGCAUCCCUCCUGUCAGGAAGGUUGAGAGCCACUGCUGGCUUCCUUGUGUCCUGCCCAGACCCCUCAUAUCAGGGUCUGCUCCUCUAAUGUGGAGGAAAUGUGGGGAGAGUAGGAAGGGUCCCCCUCUGUCAGGGAGAGACCUGUCUUUGAAGUCUGGAGCCUCCUCUGGGUUGGGAAGAGGAACCACCCAGGUCUUGGGAACAGGGUGUCGUGGCACCCUGGGAGAGGCCCAGGGGUGGAGCUGAAACUGCCCAGUGGGCAAGGAUGCCAGAAGGAGAGCUGCUUGUACCCAAGGUCCAUCCAUAUUACAGAGGGUCCAUGAGGUCUCCCAGCCACCCCUCCCUGGCAGCCAGUUGUUGGCUUGGCCCAAGCUAGGAUGGGAGCUGAGGGCAAAGUAGGGGAACCAGUGUGGAGGGCUGCAGUGCCCAGACCUGCUGAAAGGCCUCAUGCAUAUGCAUGAAUGUGCCCAUGUGCAGACGUGUGCCUGUCCCAGCACAGGGGGCAGGAUGGAGAUUCUGCUUUGGCUUCACCCUCCAAGUCGACCCCCACCCCGUGGUGUGUGGAGGAGCAUUGUGGUAGGCCACCUUCUCUGCCCUCAAUGUUCAGGGACUGAAGGGAGAGGGAUGCAAAGGUGAGGGUUCUGCUGCCCACUGCAUCUCUCCUCUGGGCUCUAAAAGCCAGGUUCUGAAACCAGGUUCUGGGCUCUAAAAACUUGCUUCUGAAAACAGUUCCCUGUCUUGGUGUAUAUUGGGGAUCUGGGGUUGGGGGAGAAGCUAUUGGUCCAAGAGCAGUGGUCACAGGCUGCGGGCCAGCAGGGGAUGUUCUGACUUCCUGAAACGGGGUGGGGAUGACCCCUUGGGAAACAGACCUAAGUAACCUAGUCUGUUUUUUGAUCACAUAGCCCACCCACCCAUUGUCCACCUAUACCAUACCCCUCUGGAAUUCUUAUACCAGUCUGGGACAUCUGCAAGGCAUUGGGCCAAGCCAAACCCCAAGAGCUGGGCACUUUUUCUACACUGGGCAUGCAUGCGCACAUAAGCAUGCACAGAAGCAUGGCCCUGUGCCCAGUUUCACCACCAUCUCUGUCCUCUGCUGGUUGGAGGGGAUGCGAGGGCGGCACGUACAAAUCUUCUGUUGGGCAAAUACCACGUGUCAGGAUGUGAGGGCCUAGGAGGCCUGCAUGGGGAAGAUUCUGGAUUUAUUCCCUCCUCUAGUUGCUAUAAAUACAUUAGCACUUGAGCUGACUGGAGGGCCGGCGGUAAUUUAGAAUGCACAGAAGCUGUAAUUUAACUCACAGCAUCUCCAUGUGAAAGCAUUAAAGAUGUAACUAAGAUGUUUACAGGAAGAGAGUGUGAGCCUGUGACGCUCGGGGUGUGAAACCCCAGGAGGAGCAGAAUGAGUGAGGGGCUGUGGGGGGCCGGGGGAUAGUAGCUAGGAUCCCAGCUAUGAGAUGGCAGCCCAGUUGGUUUUCCUUGAUCUUUCUAAUGAAAUGCCUCUGGCCCUAGGAUCAAGGCUGCUCUGGGGCCUUGUGUCUCAGCUGUGGAAUGGGGUCACAAUGCCUGCCAUCCCCUUGGGUGAAAAGGUCAAGUGGACAGGACCUUGUGGAACCAGAAGAGGGAGGGGGCUUGAGCCCCAAGGGCCCAGGGGAGGUGUGCCACCUCAGGGCCCAAAGGAGCUGGGUCUGAAACACAAAAGGGAAUAAAAUAAUGUGGUCUUUCCAAAGGCACAAGGGUGCAGGGGAUGGAGGGGGGUGGAGCGCCGUAAGGACUGUGUGUGUGGAAUCCACCUGCAGGGUUCAGAAGGGUUUGGAGGAGAAUGACACUAAGGUGGCCAAUUGUCCUGGUUUUCUCACAACUGCCCAAUUUUAGCAUUGAAAGUUCCACAAACCAGGACUCUAAGUGACAUCCAGACCCUCCCCUAGAGAGCUGAGCCUUCAGGCUAGCAUAAAUGGAAACAAGGAGGGGGUGAACCCCUCAGUUGCAUGGUGGAGAGCUGGGCUGGAGGUGGGGGCUGUGGGACAGGCCCUUGGGUAAGCACUCCACAGGCCACCCACACUGGGGUUAGACAGCAGAGCCUGUCAGUGACAACCUUGGUCUUGGGGAGAGGUCUCCUUCCCUCAGCAGACUGGCAGAAGGAUUUCUGAGGGCCAUGGAGGGAGAGGAGAAGGAGUGGGUGGGCUGUGUGCUCCCUUCCUGUUGGGUAGCCCCUCAGCCCAAGAAUAUGGGAGCUGCAGAAGACCCAAUGUCUGGAGCACCCUAAAAAAUUGGGGCCUGCAGAGUAAGGGCUGGGGAUGGGGCUCCAGGAGGACUCCUGUCCCUAUUCUGUCCCACUGCCUGUCCCAUGCCCCUUUCCCAGAGGAUGGGCUUGGUUAGGUGAUGGACACAGGGCAGCUUUCUGUGGGUGAUGGGAGCCACUUCCUCAUCCCUUGCCCUCUCACAGUCACCUCCUCUUCCCUUCCACCUGCCUUCUGUUUUCUAGCUUUCUUCCCCAGUCCUGGAGGAAAACCAAAUGCCCUGCAAGUUCCCAGGUCUUCCAUGGAGUGUGGGAUCCAUAAAUAUUGGGGUGAAAUGUUCCGGUUGACAUGUCCUCCUUGUAACUGUGGGCCUGGCGGGCCGACCAGGACUCUCCUCACUGCCCUCAGCCAGGCAGAUAGAGUGACAUAGAGCUGCUGCCGUUACUGCUCCUGAAAUGACCGUUAAAGGGAGCCCUUGGGAAAUGCCCCUGCGCAACACACACACAGGGAUAAGUGAAACCCCUCCUGAUAAACAGCGACCCAGGCUUCAGGGCAGAAGCUGUGGCAGUUUGCGGUGGGUGGUGUCAGGGUAGAUGUGGAUGGGUGCCUUCAGAGGAGGCCAUCUUCUUGUUUAAUAAAGUGAAGUGUCACCUUCAA
Messenger RNA from Diceros bicornis minor, 4029 nucleotides. RefSeq names its product chromosome 2 C3orf18 homolog (gene C2H3orf18). The record is from RefSeq and is a predicted model, not a curated record. Lineage: Eukaryota; Metazoa; Chordata; Mammalia; Perissodactyla; Rhinocerotidae. The transcript has 5 exons. The coding region runs from base 440 to 928 and encodes 162 amino acids.